CACUUUAGUAAAUGAAAGGCAAUAAUAAUUCGACUUCUACUUUGGUGACAACAACAUAGGAGAAUUCUAUAGUUACGUAUGCCUAACCCCAUAAUGGAAUCGUCUUUGCCUAUUAUUUUAAAGGGAGAUAAGCGUAACCUGUUCCCUUAGAUAGGAGAAAAUUGGAGGGGACUUCCGGGUUGUUUAUAAUAACUUUAGAGCUAAGGGAAAAUAUUUCUUUGAACAUCACAUGAUAAAAAUAAUGAUAAGAUGAUGAUCUUGAUUAUCUUUUGUAUAUAAUAAUUCAGUUAUAAAAUCAGACUCAUUUUCAUUAUUUUCAUUUUUAAGUUACGAUGUCUCAAGCACAACAAUAUUCCGUUGGAAUUCUUACAAUUAGUGAUACAGCUUCAGCAGAUUCAACAAAAGACCUUAGUGGUCCAACUCUAAAAACCGUAUUUAAGCAAGCUUCAAAAGAAAAAAUUACUUUUAAUGUUAUUAAGAGUGCAAUUAUUUCAGAUGAUUUUGAACAAAUACAAAAUAUAGUUAAAACAUGGAGUGAUAAUGAGAAUCUUGAUAUCGUAGUAACAACUGGAGGUACAGGAUUUGGAGUUAAAGAUAUUACACCCGAAGCAAUAGAACCUUUGUUACAAAAGAAAUCUCCCGGAAUUGCUUAUGCAAUGAUAACUACUUCUUUACAGAAAACCCCUUUUGCAGCACUUAGUCGACUUGUUAGUGGUGUAAGAGGAAAAACUAUUAUCAUUACAGUGCCGGGAAGUCCGAAAGGAGCAAAAGAAAAUUUGGAAGCAGUAAUAAAUGUAUUGCCUCAUGCUGUUGAUUUGGCGAAAGGUGGUACUGGAGAAAAUGUUCAUGCGCAAUUGAAUGCUCAAAAGACAAACAAUAGUAAAGAUGAAAGUGGACAUCAAUGUGUUCAUAAUACUAAACACGAACAUCACCAUAAACAUGAACAUGAUACAACGCGUUCAUUUUUGUCAGAUCCUCUCUCCGGUCCUGUUACCCAACGCCAACGUAAAUCUCCUUAUCCUAUGAUCACGGUUGAUGAGGCGUUGAAUAUUAUUGCCAACAAUGCCGAGAUUUUAGGUUCAAUUACUGUUCCAGUCAAUGAAAACUUGGUUGGAAUGGUUUUAGCUGAAGAUGUUUACGCGAAAGAACCUGUCCCAGGCUACCGUGCUUCAAUUGUUGAUGGGUAUGCAGUUGUUGCAAGCGAUGGUCCCGGAAUUUAUCCAGUAGUCGGUGUGUCAAUUGCAAAUGUUCAAUCAGAUGCUAUGCAGCUCAAACCCGGACAAAUCACUCGCAUUACAACAGGUGGGCCUAUACCUAAUGGUGCCACAGCAGUAGUUAUGGUCGAAGAUACAUCUCUCGUAAGUACUUCUGCUGAUGGUCUUCAAGAAGAAUCAGUGAAGAUUCAUGUUCAGGCACGUAAUAAUGAAUGGAUCAGGGAAAUUGGAUCAGAUACUAGUGUUGGCACAGUUAUUGUUCGUAAGGGUGAACUUGUAACUGCUGUUGGUGGUGAAAUUGGAGUCUUGUCAUCUGUAGGUGUGCGAGAAGUUCGCGUUUAUAAACGUCCUGUUAUUGGAAUACUUUCUACUGGAAAUGAAGUAGUUAAUCAUAAUGAACCAGAGUUAAAAUAUGGUCAAAUACGAGAUAGUAACCGGCCAACUUUACUGGCAAUCGGCAAAAUUACAGGAUUUGAGGUCAAAGAUUUUGGGAUUGUGAGUGAUAACGUACAAGAAUUGGAAAAUGUAUUAAAAUUAGCUUUAUCACAAGUUGAUGUACUUGUUACUACAGGUGGUGUGUCUAUGGGCGAAUUUGAUUUACUAAAACCUACUUUAGAGCGUUCUUUAGAAGCAACUAUACACUUUGGAAGGUUAAAGAUGAAACCGGGGAAACCAACAACAUUUGCGACUAUUAUAUCAGAUGAAUAUAAAAAAUUAAUUUUUAGUUUACCUGGAAAUCCUGUUUCUGCUACUGUUACUUCAUAUUUAUUUGUUUUACCAGCUCUUAGAAAAAUUGCAGGUUAUGAUAAUUGGAAUUUACCUAUUGUGCAAGCAGAGCUCUCAAAUAAUAUUAGUCUUGAUCCUAGACCCGAAUAUCAUAGAGCUACCAUUUCUUAUGAUUAUACAAAAGGAAAGUUUUUGGCAGUAUCCACAGGUAAUCAAAUAAGUAGUAGAUUGCUUAGUAUGUGCAGUUGUAAUGCAUUAUUAAAACUUCCUGGAAAAACUGAUCAAUUAAAAGAACUCGUUAAAGGUACAAUGGUAGAUGCUAUAUUAAUAGGACAAUUAAAUUAGUUUCAUUAGUUCUUAUCAAAUGACUUGCUAGUAAACAUACCUGAAAUUUUUUAGUAAAUAAGAUUAAGUUAUCUCGUUUAGUUAUUUAAUUUUAAGAAGAUUUGUAAAGCUUUAUAUGUAUAAUAUCAUUUUAAAAUUAUCAACAAAUAUUAAAUAGUUAUUGGGUAAGGGA
Messenger RNA from Rhizophagus irregularis DAOM 181602=DAOM 197198, 2457 nucleotides. RefSeq lists its product as uncharacterized. NCBI's taxonomy places the organism in Eukaryota, Fungi, Glomeromycota, Glomeromycetes, Glomerales, Glomeraceae. The record is from RefSeq and is a predicted model, not a curated record. Gene Ontology annotation, biological process: Mo-molybdopterin cofactor biosynthetic process; molybdenum incorporation into molybdenum-molybdopterin complex. Gene Ontology annotation, cellular component: cytosol; cytoplasm. Gene Ontology annotation, molecular function: molybdopterin molybdotransferase activity.